GCCGAUCACGAUGCUCUCGACCCUCGCGCGGACGACGCGCCUCCGCCCGCUCCUUGGGCGCUGCCUCUCGACCAAGCCUCCCAAGACGCUCAUGAUCGCAUACGCUACUGCGCAACGCUUCCAGCUCGAAGACGACGCGUCGAUCGUCGACGUGCCGACGAUGCUCGAGCGCAAGCUCGGGUACGUGCCCGUCGUCCACUGCAUCCGCGACGCGACCGGCGACACGUUUCAGCGGCCGUUGGCGAAGGACACGGUCGAGAUCUUCUUCGACUGCGGGAACAGCGACGGCGACGCUCCCAAGGAGACCGAGCUCAACGAGAUUGCCGUGACGAUUUCGAAGCUGCAGCAAGCUGUCAAAGACGCCAACGCCCGCACCGACGUUGCCAACGCCCGUACUGACGUCGCCAACGCCCGCGCCGAUAUAUUCAAGACGCUUGCCGCCAACUACAAGGCGCUUGUCGUCGUCGGGGAAGCGCAGAACAAGACGUUGAAAGCCGACAACUUCAAGUUCAAGCGCGAGCGCGAGCUCGAUGAGCUCGGGGAGUUUGUCGCCAAGUUUCGCACUUUUCGCAAGCAGAAACGCCAGGGUGGCAAGCCCUCGAAGCUCAAGAUGCGCCGCACGAGCAACUCAGACAUCGACCCGUCACUGGCUGCCGUGAACGACCAGCGGAACGCUCGCGCCCAUCCGGUGUACAGCUACGCAAGCCUGCGCGCGAUCAUUGAUGCGAUCACACUGGACGAGUUUCCCGACUUCCCCGAGACCAAGGCGAGCUGCGACGCGGCGCUGGAAGAGUUUGAGCGUGAAGCCACGACCGAUCAGAAGCAUCCUUGGCGCUUUAACGACUAAUGGCCUAUUUAU
Molecule: messenger RNA, 859 nt
Organism: Saprolegnia diclina VS20
Lineage: Eukaryota; Oomycota; Saprolegniomycetes; Saprolegniales; Saprolegniaceae
Exons: 1
Coding region: 11-847 (278 amino acids)
Source: RefSeq, a predicted model, not a curated record